Phascolarctos cinereus (koala) is the source of this 1777-nucleotide messenger RNA. The record is from RefSeq and is a predicted model, not a curated record. Lineage: Eukaryota; Metazoa; Chordata; Mammalia; Diprotodontia; Phascolarctidae.
AUGGAGGGGAAGACUCUGGACAAAUGUGAUUCCCCAAAGCAAGUGGAUCUGCCCUUCUCCAUUAAGGAGAUCCUGAAGAAACCAACAAGGAGGAGAGAUGUUUCCAGCAAAGAUAGAGGGGACGCCCACCUGGCUUCUACUGAGACCCUAACACUGGAUUACUCCCCACAGGACCUCCCCCAGGGUCCUAGGCUGGUGGAAAAAUGGGAGCGGGACCCUCAGCCGAUGAUACCAGCCCCCUCUCCCAGUCACCUCCUUGAAGAGACAGCCCCAGGGACAUCAACCAGCUCCCCAAAACCCCAAGAGACAGUUUCCCAGCUGACUGACAUCCUGCCAGCAAGCCCAGGUUUGGAGCCAUCAAAGGGAAAUAGGAGAGAUGGAGUUGAGGAAGACCAUGGACACAACUUCCUUACUGACCCACCCUUCCAUGAGGAGAGGAAAAGCAAGAGAAGAGUCCGUACCACGUUCACUACAGAGCAGCUCCAGGAGCUGGAGAAGACUUUCCAGUUCACCCACUACCCAGACAUCCACGUCCGCAAUCAACUGGCAGCCAAGAUCAACCUUCCAGAGGCCAGAAUACAGAUCUGGUUCCAGAAUCAGCGGGCCAAGUGGAGGAAACAUGAAAAACUUAGCAGUUUCAGGAGCCUGCAGACCUUGCCAGAUAUGGAUGUCAUCUCAGCACCAAAGUCAGACAUGUCUGGAUCCAGCUUGACACCCAGGAUGCUCCCCAGCCUAAUGUAUCCAAUUGGAUACCAUUUUCCUAUCCAAGGACAGCUGGUCUCUGCCUGGUUUCCUCCCUACUUCAUGCCUAAUCCAUGGAACAUGCUGUCUUUCCCCAGCCCUCAUCUGCAUCUGGAAUGUGUUCCCACAUGUGGCAUUCCUUCCCCUCAGUGCCCUGAAUGGGGCAAUAUCUGUGCUGGUUUCACAUAGGAAAAGAAAGAUCCCUCUCUGGGCUGACAUCUACAGUACCACUGCCAAGCAGCGGGCAAGGUGAGCCAGAUGGGACCCUGAGAGGAAGACGACUGAGCCCAUUUUCAUAAUAUGAGUCUGACAGCUUUGAAAUCACCAGCCUCCUCCCCAAAACCACCACCUGAAAGCCUAGGAAAAUGGCUUGGGACAUCCCUUUGAGAAGUUACAGGUGGGUCCUUGGACAGAGAAGAUUCUCAGAAUGAUAGCCACAUUAUCUUUGGUGUUGUGGGUAGAAAGCCAGCCUCUGAAAAAGGAAAACCCAGGUUCAAAACCAAGCUCUUAUAUAUACUGACUGUGUGAUCCUGGGCAAAUCAGUUAAUUUCUCAAUGUUCCAAGUAACUGUCUGCUGGAUUGCAGAGAAGGCACUCAUCUAUACCGUCAGAGGGAUUUCCUCGCUGGGCAGUCCCUACAGCAAUAAAAUCACAAGUCUUAUUUUUAAAAAAUAUUUUUUAAAAAUCAAUGUUUCCCUCCACUCUCCUAUACACAGAAGCCCACUUGUUCUAACUUCUGUCCUUUGUGAUAAAGCAAAAGGCUCAAGAGGAGAAAGCACAAGAAAAGGUCAAUCCCCAAAGAGAAGUUAAUUCCCCCCAGCCUCCUCUACCCCAAUGGUACAUUUCACAAGGCCACAACAAGGGCUUCCUGAGGUGAAGUCAAGACCGUCCUUUGGACAAAGUGUGACUUAAGGAAUGUUUUAUUCCAUGCAGAAAUACGGUCUCUAACCAGAAUAAAAGGAGUGGAGGUAGAUUGAUUUGAGAGUUGAGUCUUCCCAGUGGGACACUCCAUUGGCCUAGAUGGUGAUCUUAUGCUA